CACCAUGUCAAAGUCCUCUUGUUCUCAUGAGCUGAACUCUGCUCACUAAAUAUUUGUGGUCCUCUUUUGCAGAGUGAUGAGGUCCUCACCGUCAUCAAAGCCAAAGCCCAGUGGCCAGCCUGGCAGCCUCUCAACGUGAGAGCAGCUCCUUCAGCUGAAUUUUCAGUGGACAGGACGCGCCACUUGAUGUCCUUCCUGACCAUGAUGGGCCCCAGUCCCGACUGGAACGUGGGCUUGUCUGCAGAGGAUCUGUGCACCAAGGAAUGCGGCUGGGCCCAGAAGGUGGUGCAGGACCUGAUUCCCUGGGAUGCCGGCACCGACAGCGGGGUUACCUACGAGUCACCCAACAAACCCACAAUUCCCCAGGAGAAAAUCCGGCCCCUGACCAGUCUGGACCAUCCUCAGAGUCCUUUCUAUGAUCCAGAGGGCGGGUCCAUCACUCAAGUAGCCAGAGUUGUCAUCGAGAGAAUCGCCCGGAAGGGAGAACAAUGCAAUAUCGUACCUGACAAUGUCGAUGAUAUUGUAGCAGACCUGGCUCCAGAAGAGAAAGAUGAAGAUGACACCCCUGAAACCUGCAUCUACUCCAACUGGUCCCCGUGGUCCGCCUGCAGCUCCUCCACCUGCGACAAAGGCAAGAGGAUGCGGCAGCGCAUGCUUAAGGCGCAGCUGGACCUCAGUGUCCCCUGCCCUGACACCCAGGACUUCCAGCCCUGCAUGGGCCCCGGCUGCAGUGACGAAGAUGGCUCCACCUGCACCAUGUCCGAGUGGAUCACCUGGUCGCCCUGCAGCAUCUCCUGCGGCACGGGCAUGCGGUCCCGGGAGCGGUACGUAAAGCAGUUCCCAGAGGACGGCUCCGUGUGCACGCUGCCCACCGAGGAGACGGAGAAGUGCACGGUCAACGAGGACUGCGCUCCCAGCAGCUGCCUGGUGACCGAGUGGGGCGAGUGGGAUGAGUGCAGCGCCACCUGCGGGAUGGGCAUGAAGAAGCGGCACCGCAUGGUCAAGAUGAGCCCGGCAGACGGCUCCAUGUGCAAGGCCGAGACAUCCCAGGCGGAGAAGUGCAUGAUGCCGGAGUGCCAUACCAUCCCAUGUUUGCUGUCCCCCUGGUCCGAGUGGAGUGACUGCAGCGUGACCUGUGGGAAGGGUAUGCGGACCCGCCAGCGGAUGCUCAAGUCUCUGGCCGAACUUGGAGACUGUAACGAGGAGCUGGAGCAGGUGGAGAAGUGCAUGCUGCCCGAAUGCCCCAUUGACUGUGAGCUCACCGAAUGGUCCCAGUGGUCUGAAUGUAAUAAGUCAUGCGGGAAAGGCCACAUGAUUCGAACCCGGAUGAUCCAAAUGGAGCCUCAGUUUGGAGGUGCACCCUGCCCAGAAACUGUGCAGCGAAAAAAGUGCCGCAUUCGGAAAUGCCUCCGAAAUCCAUCCAUCCAGAAGCUGCGCUGGAGGGAGGCCCGAGAGAGCCGGAGGAGUGAGCAGCUGAGGGAAGAGUCUGAUGGGGAGCAGUUUCUAGGCUGCAGGAUGCGCCCAUGGACGGCCUGGUCAGAAUGCACCAAACUGUGCGGAGGUGGGAUACAGGAACGCUACAUGACUGUAAAGAAGAGAUUCAAAAGCUCCCAGUUUAGCAGCUGCAAAGACAAGAAGGAGAUCAGAGCAUGCAAUGUUCACCCUUGUUAGCAAGGGUACAAGUUCCCCAAGGUUGCACUCUAGAUUCCACAGUCACCAAUGGCUGGAUUGUUUGCUUGUUUAAGACAAUUUAAAUUGUGUACACUUGUUUUCAUUUUUGCAAUGUGGUUCGUCCAGUAGUCUUGUGGAUGCCAGGGACAAAUACUUCUUGGUGGGUACAGGCUGUGUGGGGCUCCAUUACCCUCAGCCAGCCCUCCUGCUACACAGAAAUGAGUAGUGUAAACCACCUUGUACUAAACUGAAACUUGUCCCUCUGAAGCAUCCACCUGGCCAGGCAGGGCAGAGACCACAUGGAGGGGCAAUCAUGUCUGAAAAUGACAGUGCCUGGGUCCCAGGAGGCAGCAGGUAGGAAACAUUUCUGAUCAGUUGUAGGAAGCAGAAUCCCCUCCUUCUUAUCUUUGGCCUGCUCACUCUUGCAGAAAACGAUUGUCUGCCCAUUCCUUUUCAUCAAGUGGAACUUUAGGUCUCUUGUUAAGUCUCUUCAGUCAUCAGUAGUUCUCGGGGAAACAGAGCUGGUAGACUUGAAGAGGAGCAUUGAUGUCGGGUGGCUUUUCUUCUUUCACUGAGAAAUUCUGGAUCCAUUUAUCUUACCCCCUAAUAUUGGUUCCUGAUAUCCCAGAGGAAAACAAUGAUGGCUGUUUUAUUUAAAUGUAAGGUAACCACACUCUUACCACACCCGAGAUAAACCACACCUGAGAUAAUGGGUACUAAGUGUAGAAAGUAUUUUUCCCUUGCUUUUUUGUUUUUUCACAAUUCUUCUAAGAAGCCAACCUUAUAAACCUGUUGGUUCAAGACCCUUAUUGGAACCAAGGACAAGGCAGCAAAAUUGGCCGCUCCAGCAGUCCCAAACCUGAGUUUUAAAACCUUCCUGUACAUAUCUAGACUUGCAAGUUUUCAAAUCUGUUUCUAACAUGAAUUCAUUAUGUAAACAUUUUUGCUGUCUGUCCAGAGUCCCCAAAUCAUUACUUCAACAAAAAUACUAUCUUUGUACUUCAAAGUCAUUUUCUAGUCAUAAAAAUUUUUUAUGUAGAGAAGUGUUUCAAAGACCCAGACAGACAGACAAUCUAGGAGAAAAGAAUAUUGUGGAAUCAAGCUGAACAAGAGAUUCUGGUGGGAAGUCAAACCUGUGUGAGCUCUCCACACAGACAUCCAUAGGGAAGGCCAGGGGUUUCUAUCCUCGUCCAAACAAUCACAAGCACACCAAAUUCAGGGAGACUGACUACCAAGCAUUAUUGUAAAAGGAUAUUUUUCUCAGUUGAGUCCAUCAGCAGUUUUGCUCAUGCAUUUAUCACUAAAGCUAUUGUUUCAUUUCUUUUACUGCUUAAUCCAAAUAUGUACCAUAGGGGAAAUGCAUACAGUGCUUUGAAUACACUACUUAGAAAAUCUGCACAAAUGACAUCAAGGCUAUUUCCAAACAAAACACACAUAUAUAUAUGACAUAACCUUAAAUAUGUAUUUUCUUUAAAACAAGAGAGACUGUUCAAUAAAAAACAUAUUGGAUCUGUCCUUACUGUUUUUAAGCUAAUUAAGUGUACAGAAGGUUGGGUAUUUUUACAAUUGUUAUCCACCACAUUUUCUUUCAAAGAUAUGGCUUUGGCUCCCUUACUCUGGAGCAGCCAUUAUUGUGACCAUAUGCCUGAGCUACCUGCAGCUUUGAAUUGUUUCCAACAAUUUUUUAAAUCUUUAAAUGAACUGAUUUCACCCCCCCCCCAAAGGAGCAUAAUAUAAUAUAAAGAAAUGAGGUUUAAUUUCCUACUCAAACAAUAAAAAAGCCCUGAUACAGAAUCUGUCCAUUUUUACAACAUUGUUCUAAGUUAUCUAGAUGCAUACUUAUUCUUAACCCAUGAAAAUCCAAGUUCCUCAAGAUGGUGAUUUCUAAGUAACUCUAAGGACAAGCCACCCUAGUGUCUCAUGGUAUUUGGUCCCUGUUGGGUACAUUAUUACUCCUGAUUUUGGAGACUUAAAACCAGGUAACUGGUUAAUGGCCUAGAAUGGGUAAUGUGAUUCUUGUCACAUGUGUUAUUUUUUGUUUGCAAUGGGGAAUUUAUAAGAAGCAUCAAAUCUCUUUCUUACCAAAGUCUUGUGUUAGGUGGUUUAUAGUUUUUCUGGCUAACCAAUCAUUUUGGAAAUAAAGACUUUUUACUACAAAAA
This is a messenger RNA of Galeopterus variegatus (Sunda flying lemur), 3831 nucleotides long. RefSeq names its product spondin 1, extracellular matrix protein (gene SPON1). The record is from RefSeq and is a predicted model, not a curated record. The transcript is spliced from 10 exons. Gene Ontology annotation, biological process: cell adhesion. Gene Ontology annotation, cellular component: extracellular matrix. Bases 187 to 1671 code for a protein of 494 amino acids. Lineage: Eukaryota; Metazoa; Chordata; Mammalia; Dermoptera; Cynocephalidae.